CAAUGACAAAAAUCUUAAGGGCUCGACUGCAUUAAUACUGGCAUCGAGAAAUGGAUAUGCAGAAACAGUAGGAUUGCUCUUGGAUUACGGUGCGAUGGUCAAUGAAAUGAAUAAUGAUGGAUGCACUGCAUUAAUGUAUGCGGCAGACAGAGGUCACAUAGAAACGGUCGAAAUGCUUAUUGACAAGGGAGCUGACAUAAAUCGCGCAAGUUCUAACGGAAGUACUCCAUUAAUGUAUGCAGCAUUAAGAGGUCAUGUAGAUACGGCCGUACUGCUGGUUGAGAGUGGAGCGGACGUGAGCAAGAAAAACUUUGAUGGCUUGACUGCACAUUGGCUUGCGAUGAAAACAGGUCACAAAGAUAUGGCCGCCUUGCUUCUUCAGUAUGGGGAUGACGUUCAUGGAAAGCCUUUCCACUUGGACUUCUGAGAUCUUCGUAUCUAAACAUUGUCAUAGAAUAACAAUUGAUUUCACCCCAGUACAGGUUGACAGCGGUGGGGACGUUGAUAAAAGGAAUCAUUAUCCCGGUGAUGCUGCUGAAAUGUCUGCCUUGCAUGGCCACAAGCAUUGACGAACCCGCAAUUUGGAGUAGCGCAAGUUUGUGACAUCUUUGGAGUUCCUUCACUUUUGCCAUUAGUAACUCAUGAAAAGCUCUAAAGGUACAGAACACAUAGUUAAAAUUAUUUGAACGGAAAGUAAACUAGCAGCACACUGUUAAGGAUUUGAAUCUAUAGUGUGAUGGCGUGUUGUUUGGAGAGUAUUUCAGGAGAUGUUGUUAUUAAAUGUUUGAUAUCUUGUGACGUAUUGCGUGAAAGGGAUAUAUGACGUAUUAUUAUUGUAGAGUGUGGUCUUGAAAGUAAUGGCAGUUGAAGGUGUAGCUUAUUUGUAUUAAAAAAAUAUUUUAUUGUAAGAAUAUAUAGCUUGUGUAGUGAAGAAAUUAAACCCCUAGAAAGAAAGAAGCCAUCCAACCCUUGGGAAGAAUCGGGUUCGUAACACACCCAUAAAGGCCAACACGGUGGACCGCAUCUCUACUACGUGCAGUCCUGCUGAAUAAUAAAAAAAAAUAUGAUUUCAUGAGUGCUAACAUGCUUAGCCAUGAUACGUAAUCAUGCAUUUGUUACUUUUACUUAUGGAUGAUUUCAGGCAAAGUUUACAUCCUUGUCCAUUGAGAUUAAUUGAUCUUUUCUAUAGAAUGAUAUCGUAUUACUUUCUUUGAAAAAGACCCCGUAAAAAAAAAGGAGGGUGGUAACCCAGGAGGACCAGAAGACCAAAUGCAAAGAACAAUGGAGGGUGACUUGUGGAAUAAAGACCUGUAGCUAUCAACUGGGUUUGUUAAGUUUUUACGUUGCUCGUAUAAAGCUUGCUUUAUUCAUAGUUUAGUAACGUACAGUGGUCGCUGAUUUUUUACUGAUUAUUUAUAUAAAAAUGUUCCAUUUUCUGAAAUAAGAAAACCUUGCGACCCUGCUACCUACAUCUCGAUCUGAAGUUCCUGUUAUCGAUGAAGCCAUUAGUGAAUGAAUGCAUAUAUUUAUGUUUGUUAAAUGUUAAAUAAAUUGGAAUUCGCUAACGUUAAUACAAAUGUUGUUACUAUAUGUUUUAAUUGAUUUAAUUAUUAUGUUUACGCCAUUUUUAAAGAAUAUGCUUAUUUGAGCUGUAAGUGUUAAUUUGAAUGGUAUGUUCUUAUUGGAGUGGUAAGUGCUAAUUAAGUGGUAUGAGGUCAGUAUUUGCUAAUUUGAGUGGUAAGCGCUGGACUUGAACUUGCUUUAGAAAUAAAGUGUUUCUUGUCUACAUCUUUAUAUUUUCAGAUUUCAAAACUGCUUGCCUUUGCCUUUUAAGAUUAUCUAGGCUAGACAUCAAAGUAUAUUUUCCCCAGAAAUGACCAAAAGAAAAGACAUUUGAAAUUAAAAUACUACUACUUAACAUGGUCUCUAAAUCCUUACAAAUGACAAUGGAAUAUUUUAUGUUCCGUCUAGUACAUCGUUUUGAAUUUUAAAAAGAUGCUUAAAAAAUUAGUUUGGUUUUAAUGUUAUCAACACUUAUCGACUUGUCAAUGGGGCGACUGAUUUUGCAGUGAUUUGUAAAUUGCAUUUUAGUUGCACUCUUAAAACGAUUUGAAUGUAAUUUUUUUUUUUAAUAUCUGGAACGUUUUACUGAUCAUCGCACCAUAAAAAAUUAUGAAUGCGGAGGGUAAAAUAAGUUCACACCCUAUAAUCUUAAUAGACAAUUUCGGUGACAUUGUCAAAAAAUGUUUUAACGUCUAUUUCACUGAAUGAUUAAAGGUGACGCAUGGGAUGUGUUAAAAUGCAAUAUCAAAGUCUUUAUGUGAAGUGUCAUUUUAUCUGCACUGACAUCUUUCAAAUGACUAAAUCAUUCCUACAUUUUUCAAAGAUCGUUUACUAUUUUUUUUUCCAUUGCUUCUUUGUUUAAAUAAAAACUUUAUUGAAGAUAAAAAAAAAUAUGCCGAUAAUAUUAUAGAAGAGUACACACCUAACUGAAUACCCGUGCUUCAGCUACCAAGUUUUACUGCAUCACAAAUAAAGUAGGAUGUAAUUCUUUUUUUUUUAAAUCUUGUCUUUCCGUGUUUUGAUAAGAGUAGAAGUCUAAUGAAAAUAUUGAUUUCUAUGGGAGGGCUUUGGAAUUGAAAGGCAAUUCCGGCUCAUACCAGCAAGAAGCCAGUAUAAGAACUACUCAUUCCUGCCCAAGACAAUCAAGGACUGGAACAAGAUUUCAAAAGGAUAUGUUGAGGCGACAACAUUAGACACAUUUGCGUCUUCUGCCUCAGGACUUCCAAUGCCCAGUACAUGAUACCUUCACUAAGAAGCGAUGGCAAACAGUGAUAUAUCCUCAUCAACACCAGGCACAGAAACAUUGCAAAUCCCCUCUGUGUGCAUAGGAGCCAAAAUGAUUAAUAAAUUGAUCGUGGGCCCUUAAUAUAUAGAAGAAGAAGUUCAAGCUUUUGGAUACUGAUGCAGUAACAAUCAUCUCCAUGGAAGGACAUAAAAGGAGGGUAGUUGAGGUCACCGGAAGCACGAUGCGUUUUGUAAAUCCGCAUGAAAUUUGUGUCUGCUGUAAAGAAUCAUUUCUCACUUUUUGAAAUCAUGAUCCACGAAUUACCAAAGCAUAAUGUCGAAUUGCUAUUGCUUGGGCUGUUAAAUAGACCCCCUAUAUCACGACUGCAAGUUAUCUGGCACAUUGAUCACGGCCCUAAACUUUUUUCAUUGCUAUUUCAAAAUCUUUUCGGUACGGUUUGUAACCAUGCAGCAGUUAAUUAAGCUUACCUUUAAAAAAAAAAAAAAUUUUGGGAAUAAGAUGUUCCUUAAUCCCAUCCAGGGCCUUUUAAACGACCGCCCUUAGAAAUUCGCGGUAUUCAAACUAAGUCUGCCACAUCACUGACCGUGAAGAUGGUUCCGUCAAUGAAAUUUCCAAGUAAGGCUUUAAUCUGUAGCCUGGUGCAGUUACCAAAUUUUGGGAGGAUAUCAGAUUGCGUAACAACAUGUUUAAAUAAGAACUUUCAGAGACAGAUAACGUGGUGAAAUCUCUAUUAGGUUUAAUGUAUGAAUGAACUCUAUCAGGCAGUGAGCUCCAUCAAGUUACUCAAUUAUGGGGUCAGCAGAUUUAUAUUUCACUAUCUAAAUAGGACGCUGAUCCAGCAAAUGUCAUUAAUAGUUGAUGUGAUUUUUGUGUGUGUAAGAAGAGCUCCUUCUUUUAAAGCGUGCGUCGACAUGCCUUGAAAAUCAGGAGAAUUCAAGAAAUCCAUUGGAUAAUUGACAACGCCGUCUUGCAGUAUCGAUGGACUUAUACGUGGUCGCUACACCUGGGAUUUCAUUUUGAAUGCUGAAGCUAAUGGCACUAACAUCGUUGUUUUCUGCUACUAAUAUAGCACGUGCACUGAGACACUGAUGAGUUUUUGUAAUUGUGUGCGAUAUUUGAGAAACGUUGUGAAUCGAUUCGUUAGUGGUUGCAGUGAUUUUACUGAAGUUUUCUUUGCAAUGUGAAACAUUGUGUGGAUUCAUCGAUUGUCAUUUUCCCUUUCACAAUGUCCAACAAUGGUGUUAUAUUUGUCUUCAAAAUCAAUUUCUGUCCGUUUCGCCAUAAAACUGAUGAUUCGACACAUACAUUUAUUCAUAAGCUUCUGAUGAACGUGGUAUAACUGAAAGAUUUUGCUGAAAAUCCCAAUACAAUAAAAUAAUUGCACCACCGAAGAAAUGUUCAAUGGCUCCCAAAAGUUUUAGUGUACGAUGAAGCGCUCCCAAAGCUUUUUAGUGCGCCAUAGUAAAUUCAUUCAAUAAAUGAUAAUGCCCUCCGCCGCUUUCGCUUGUAAAUGCAUGUAUAAUUAUAUGGUGCGCCACGCGUUGAUCUGGAACAUUUGCCGUGAGAUAUGUUUGAAUGAAUAUACCUAUUUUUCGACAUAAAAAGUGUGAUUGUCGCUGCAAAUCAUGAUGAGAAAUGUUGUUUGAAGAUUGAAUGACAAAAGUCUUUUUCCAAAUUUCCAGGGCCUUGUUAGUGAUUGCAAAACUUAUGUCCUCAAGCAAAACCAAUGCCUCUUUAUAAACGUUUGGGGUUAAUGAAAUGUCCAGAUUUCGAUUCGUUGCACGCUUAUGAUGUAGGAUGUUUUCAAUCAUGUAGUCUUUGUAUUUUUCGCACAUAUCUUUUGAAUUCGAUGGGAAGCAUAUUCCCAAUAUGAUUUCAAGUAAUCUGCAUAUUAGCUGUUGGUAAGCAGUAUUCGAUGCAUCAGUUAGUGAACUAUUUUAAUGUGAAUCGUUUUCCCGAAGAUUUAAUUCUUGGCAAGAUAAGCGGCCCAUACUUGACCAUUUACUGUUGGAAAUUCUUUGAAGGAUGUCGGUACGUGGACUAUGUUUCACAUGCGUUGAUUAAAAGAAAUCGCAACAAAAAAAAAAAAAAGCAUUCUGCACUGUUUGGGUGAACAGUGUACAGACGACCUACCUGGGUGAACAGUGUACAGACGACCUACCUGGGUGAACAGUGUACAGACGACCUACCUGGGUGAACAGUGUACAGACGACCUACCUGGGUGAACAGUGUACAGACGACCUACCUGGGUGAACAGUGUACAGACGACCUACCUGGGUGAACAGUGUACAGACGACCUACCUGGGUGAACAGUGUACAGACGACCUAUGGCGUCGGUCGAAUAUAAUUUGAUGCCCUUUAUCUGCACUUCCUUGUUUGUGACGUUAAAAGUUUGUUUGCUAACGCAUUCCAUGUGUAGUAUGUUGGCAGUUCAAGUUUAAAGUAACGACUUUACACACAUAUAUAUCCGAGAAAUCAGUUAACGUUGUUGGCUGUGGUGACACAGCUCUUAUAUGUGCAUUUUCUGCUUUGAGGUACGCGCACGCUAUCCACCUUUAAUGAGCAUUGCAAAAAUGAACAACUGUUGGAUGUCGAUCAUUUAUUGAAAAUUAUAAGUUGCACAAUAAUGCUUCUUUGCUGCUAAUGUAGUGAUCCAGUUGUUAUUAGUAGAUUUUAUGGAUGGAUGCAGUUGCAUUUCCCACUCCAAAAACUGCCAUAUGGCUCCUUUGUUAAAAUAUUUACAAAUGUACGUGAUCGAUUUCAUCGAAUUGCAAUUGUUAGGCACUGGCUUCUCUUGUGAGAAAUUAAUCUCAUAUUUUAAUUGUAUUGGCUUGUUGUAAACAGUGCCUAACAAAGGACGAUACCAUAGAGUCAACAAUAUUAAAGAUAGGACACCCAAAACAGUUGCUAGUUACAAUUAAUAAGAUUUAUUUAAGUCUUAAUAUAAUUACAAAAGAAAAGAAAAUAUAAUGACAAUCAUCAACUAACAGUAUGGUAGCUCUUGUACCGGAACACAGUUAACACAGAUAGUACAAUGUGUCAAUGAAUAAUGAUGAAUAACGAAUGCGAAUAAACACAUAUAAAUACACAAAGAAUAAUACGGGUCUCGUGAAGCUCAAACUAUCUAUCUGAAUCUCCGUCUCUCCGUAUCUGUCACUCCCUUAAAUACAUGUAGCGUAAGACGCUUCCAGAAAAGAAUUAUGACGUGUUUUUUACAUUUCUCGGGUUAUCGAGAACAUUCGACAAGAUACUAGGAGACACUCUAAACAUAUUUAAUUGGUAAACACGGUUGUAAACAAGAUACAUCAAAGAGAUUUAACCACGCCCACAACAAACGUUACCGUCUGCUAGUAGUUUAAUGUGGAAUCAAAGAUAGUUCACGCACGGGGAAUGUGUGCUACAUAACACAAUACUCAACAAUGAUGUGUGAUUUUUACGUUUCCGAGUGUAAUGGGGAAUACGGUACAACCGAAGUAUUUUCAACUUUAACACCGUUGUUUUGCAGUGUUAAUGUGAUGUUUUUUCCACCAUUCUUCAGUUGAUUAAUGACGUCAGUGUGAAUAUCAAUCAUUGCCAGUGAUAGCCUCCAUAAAUAAGCCUCUUUGGUAUCGUUUCGUGCAUUUGCCAUCAGAAAUGAAGGUGAAUUUUUUUGAGUAGGCCCCAUAGAUCAUGAAUGAUUUUUUGUUUUUUUGGUGUCGACUUUAAAUAAGUAUUGAUCAAUGUCGACAUCUGGCAUAUUUUCUGAGAUGAAUCAAAUUUAUCUGGUGGGAGUUUUUCCUUCAACCAAAUUAAAAUGUUUGCAAGUGGCAAUGCUCUUUUUUGCUCUUUAAUAGAAUACAUCCUACAAGGUGUCUCUCAAAAAAAAAGCGAUGCUUGAAAAGGAAAUCUAUUAAAGAUUUCAAUUUUUUUUUAAACACGCGCAGAAAUAUCAUGAAUAUCCGAUUAUGAUUGUUCAGUUAACAAAAAUAUUUGUAUUCCAUCUGAAUUGUGCGGAUUCAUGCAUGUGCCGUGGACCCCCUGUAAAUGUGGCCAUUUUUCCAAAUUCAUUGUAUUCACAUUGCCAUCAUUAACAACAGCAACACGUAAAUGAAUGUACUAUUCGGAAACUAACUUUGGUUUGAUAUAAUCGCUUAUAGAGAAGUCGUUCGGUUUCAAAUUUCGCAUACAUAUCGACAAUGUAUUGAUGGAACAAUUGUCGACAUUUCAAGAUAGAAUUUUCAGCGUUUUUACUAAUUAUCAUUCCAUAUAAAUAGUAAUUCAUGGCCCUAACUUUCUUAUACUUGUCCUCACCUGUUUGUUGAUAUCUCAAUUAGAUGUAGAAAUGAUAUCCAUCUUCUCCUUGCCAAAAAAAAAAAACAAAUGGAUAUUUCAAUCCGUCUUAUGAGCGAUGAGUUUCUGAGACUCGCUUAACAUCACCAUUUCUUCAAUGAAGAAGACCAUUUUGGGUGUGCGCACAACUCACCAAAUUUGUAUCGCCAUUGGAUGAAUGGUGUAGGAAAGCAUACGUAAAUUAUAUAGCUCAUUUUAAAAAAGGAAUUUAGAGCCCCCCCGCCAAAAACUGAAAAUUUAAAAUGAUUGCAUCAAUUCGGAAAAUUUUGCCAUCGCGUGGGCAACAACUCAUCAACGUUUGCUCGCAAUCAAAUGAAGGCUAAAAGACCGCAUACGGAAUAUACGACAUACAAACAAGGAAACAGUUUAUUAAUAUAAAUAUAGUUGUCUCUUAUUUGCACUUUGCGUCUCGUGUGUCCUUGUUUCUUUUCCUUAAUAUGCAUUUUUGUUUUAAUUUAUGUAAUUGUAUGUGAUUUAUCAUUUAUUAACACGCGGUUAUGUCAAUGGUUCAACUUCUGGCGAAAACACGUUGAAUAUUUUCCAUUAAAAAUACAUUUUUUACAGCAUACCCAAAUACGUCCCUAACAAACCACAUAGCAACAGCUACACAUUAAAUCAUUAAUAUUCCUCCCUUCCUUGAAAAUCAAGACAAACAGAUUUUGUAAUGAGGGGAGGGGUUGUGCCUAAAAUGUAAUAGAGAGUGUUGUCAUCGACAACAAGUCUAUUUGCGAUAGGAUGAAGGAAAGUGGGUCAAAAGCAUUACGAAGAUUUCGCCACCGGGAAACAAAGCAACACAUGAACAAAAGCGAGUUAAUAAAAACGAUUUUAAAAGUGGUAACUCCGAUCACUAAAUUAUAUUAACAGAACUCCUACCGAAACAUAGCAUUUACUCAAAUGCACAUCAAAAAAAAAAAAUCAAAUUAAGCUUCAUGAAAUCUGUACAAAUUUACGGUAUUGUUUAAAAGCCCAUGGCUAGUCCAAAGAAACUGAUUUAACAUCGUGCUUAAAGGGGAAAUAAACUUAUUCUCUCACAUAACAACACGUAAUACAGGCCCCUGAUACAGUAAAACAUUACCAGCUGACAAGAUGUAUCACAAAUAUCGGUUAACCUUUAUUACGCCACACUAGUCAAGGUGUUUUAAUGGUAUGCAAUCAUUUGUGUCGCGAAGGAACGGGAACGGUUAAAUUGCUUUUCAAAUAAAGUUGUAGAGGGACUAGAGGAAUUCAGUCAAAAUAUUUGACGAAUGUGUACGUUAGGGAUUUCGGAUUUACUGUAGACCUACGUGAUUCAUGCCAAACAGUGAAGCUCAAAACCGUUGUUUUUGUUAUCACAUGCCCAACCCGAAUAGGACUUUCAUUCUGGGAGGAGCGGGGAAGAUUGGCGGAAUUGUUUACAUCUGCCACCAGCUAUAUAACGCUUAGGUGAUCUUACCACGACUUGCUCCAAUUGUUCAUACACUGUCUUGUUUUUAUGUGCCCAAGGAAAUACAAUUUUAACAAUUUUAAGAAAUUAAUUAUUCUCAAAGUAAAUCAAAAUAUCUAAAGAUAAUUUACUAUUUAAAGUGACGAUUUAAAAAAAAAAAGCAUCAUUAUUGUAAAUAAAUAUACAGGGCAACGAGUGCAUGUGCAAUCAAAGAAAAUUACAAUAUUAGCAAAACGUUACAGCUGGUUAACAGAGGAACUUCGGAUGCUUGUUACCUCUUUGCUAUAUGUGGGUCGGUUGUGUUGUGACCCUAUCUUUUAAGUUUGGUGUCACAUGUAUGAAGAUUUAAGCCCAGCAAUGUAUUUGUUGAUUAAUUAGGGUAUCUGUGUUCAGGUCAUCCACUCGCAACAUACAGGGGAUCUCACAGCGUACAUUGGAGCAACCCUAUGACGUGACAAUUUGGUUUAAAAAUCGCAUCACGUUUACAUUUGUCGAGGUGCAUUUGUCCAAGGGAAAAAAGGGGUAUGCACUUUAAAAAAAAUAUAAACAAUUAUUCCCAUAAAUCGGGUAUAUAAAAACCAGAAAUCCACGCAGGAGCUUAUGCGGAACAAACAAACAAAUAAACGACAAACACAAUUUAGCAUCGUUACAAUUUAACAUAUUUAAAUCAGGGGCGUCAGUACAGUUUUUUUUUUCCAGGUGGAAAACUUGGUCGGAUUGUUAAGUUGUUUAUUACUGAAGGCGUCACAGGAAAUAGAAAAUGUUUAAAAGCCUGCACAUUCAGGGUGGUUGGUAAAUGCUCACCCUGCCCUACCCAAAUACUUCGUAUGCUCACCCUGCCCUACCCAAAUACUUCGUAUGCUCACCCUGCCCUACCCAAAUGACUUCGUAUGCUCACCCUGCCCUACCCAAAUACUUCGUAUGCUCACCCUGCCCUACCCAAAUACUUCGUAUGCUCACCCUGCCCAACCCAAAUGACUUCCCUGUGUAUUUAAUCUAUUAACUUAGAAUUAACAUCAUUGUUAAUUUGUUAUCUUUUGCGGAAAAACGUUUUGCGAAAAAAGGUGACGGAAAUUGGUGGCGGCAAAACAGCGGCGAUGGCGAUUCGUCAAAGAUCCGAACAGCGAUCGGCCAUGGCGUAAAUAGGGUUAGUGCCAUUCAAGGACUUAACGAGAUUUUUGAAGCGCUCCCCCACAAAAACAAAAAAAUUAUCUUCAAUUGGCCGAAAAUGCCACCCUUUGAUAUCGAUAUAAAAGCGAAAACAAAUAUUACAUAUUCAAAAUAAAAUUGUUGCCAGUUUACCAAAUAAGACCAGACGAAUGUAUGACUUAAGUUGGAAUAAGCACUUACACAAAACAACAUCGGGAGAUUUUCUGUGCGAAGACCAUUAUUUCUCAUAGCACUGCUAACAUUUUUUUUUUUAAACUAGAGUGUUUCCACAGGCUUCACUUGAUUUCCAUAGCUUUCACGACACAUCCUGGUGUAACUAGGCCACCAGCUCUUCUUUUUGUAGGCCAUAGUAAAGCGGGAAGGAAUACAAUCGGCCUUACACGCUGCAAUUAAUGAGAUUUCGUGGUGUGUGUUAUCUAGUGUAGAAAGUAAGGCCAUGUCGUACAUUUGAGUGUGUUCGUUGUUACACGACUCCAAGACAUAAACGAUAUGAGUUUGCAAUUCAGCUUGAAAGGUGAGGCUUGUUUAAAAUAACAUUAUAAGUAUAGGCCUGCGAUAUUUGGUGUUUUUUUUUUUAAAUAUACAACAACUUAAGUAAUAAUAACUUAAGAAAAGAAAUACAUUAAUAGGUCAGUUAAGCAUCGUUACAUUAACAAGCAUCAAAUAUGUGUUUGUUUGUUGUUUAAAUUGAUUUUGAUAGAUUAGAAAGUUAUAUAUUUGUAAACAGUGUAUCAUUUGCAGCCCCGAUAUAAAUGGUGGUGCAGAGUUGAACAGUAAAUCUAAAGUGGAAAAUGAUUUGUAAAAAAUUAUCACAUCUUAAAAACAAGGAAGGAACGUUGCCUUCCCUGUUACCGUCGGACACACACUCUUUACAACAUUUUUAAAACUAUAAAUGAGUGACCCUGUUAUGCCAAAUUUCAAAGGCGAUAAGACCAAAUGCUACAAAGGUAAUACGAAAGCGUGAUCAAUGUACCACGUACACACAAUCUCAAUGCUUGAGAGUAUUGACUUUAUGGUAAAUUAUCAUUUUAUAGCGAUACGUUAGGCGUUAGACAUUUUCAGCGAGUCGAGUACAACUGUUACACUGUGACCUAGUUAUCUAUAGCAUAAAUCGUAAAAUAACCGUAGCAUUGGUCGGUAAAGGUACUGGUAAAGUCAUGCACUGAGGCCUUAAAUUCUAUCCUAACUUAACUCUCUGCAGUACUUAUAAUAAGUACCAUAGAUUUUGUGGGUGGUUUAUUUAUUUUUUAACUUUUUUUUUUUAAUUGAAAAAAAAUUAUUUAUUAUAUUUUAAUAAGUUGUUUCAUUGGCUUAAGUAUUUGUAAAAAAAUUAAAAUUAUUACAAAAUUUGAAAUUACUAUUUAAAAAAAAAAAUUUUUGGAAACUUAUUCAGCUCGGAGUAUCCCUUGAAAGCUUCGCAGAUUUAAAAAAAAACAAAAAAAUAUAAGUCUCACAAAGAAAAUUAAAUAGUAGUAUGGAUAUUGUCAAAUUCAAAUGAUUUUAAUUUCCCGAUUUAUCAAGGAGUUAUUUGUUUGUCUAAAGUAAUGUAUCCAAAUGGAGACUCUAAUCAUGAAAUUUAUCACGAUUUGCAUAUAAAAGUACCGACUAAUGCUAUCGUAAACAAGUAAGCUUAAUUUUAAUUUUGAUUUCCCGACUGUAAAAUUAAUAAUAAAACAAUGAAGUGAUAUUUUUAUAAUAAUUUUAAUUGGCUGAAGUAUAUAUUAUCCAUUUAUACUUAUAUUGAUAUAUUCUAUUUGAAUUUUAUUGAGUUUCAGUAAUUAUAAAUAAAUAAAUAGCGUCGCUAUGCGAAAUAAAUAUUUAAAAAAAAUAGCGGAAAAUUUCGGCCGAUUGAAACUUGGGAGUCGCUUAGUCACUUCCUUGUUUGGUCACGUGAUGUGAGUAAGCCAUCACUAGGCUGAUACACACAACAAAAGAUACUUCAUCAGUGCUUCCCCAAUGUCAUGUUAAUUAAAAAUUUUACCUUUCGUAAUAUUAUGGAAUGCACGCGUUUUUUUUAAAUGAAAUAAAUAAUUGUGACAAUAAAUAUACGUCAGUUAUAAUUAAAGGAAGAAAGUUAUUUCAAGAAAAAUUUGUGAACAAUAUUCGAUGGGAACUAUCAAUACUAUUAUCGGCAGGAUGUUGUUGAGCUCCGUGCGUGCUCAUGACGUCAUUUGCGUUUUUAUUCAAUAUUGAUGCAGGAGUCAUUCCCCUUUGUUUAUUUUAUUGUUAAUUUUCAUUGGACGAAAUGUAGUGUAGUUGUAGUGUGUAUCGGGCUACUGUUGUCAAGCACUAGUGUGUUGUAUACAAUAUACCGGAAAUCUUACUCGUUUUUACUCACAUCAUGUGACAAAAUAAUUGACUAAGUGACUUCCAAUUAAUAAAUUUAAAGUUAAGGACUUCUGAGUUAUUAAAUAUUAACUAGAUCUAAAUAUAUUUCUUUAAAAUAUGGUACAGCCAAGAAUAAUCUUCUAAAUUUUCUAAUAUUGCAUAGUAGAAAUGUGUUUAAAAUUUAAUUAUCAUUAUCGCUAGUCACUAGUAUUAGUAGAGACUACUGUCGGCAGAAUAAAAAAAAAAAAUUACGUUUUUAUUAAAAGCUCUCUAACUCUAAUGGGAAGGAGGAGAGAGCGACAAAAAUGCAGGUAUUGGAUCAAGAAGCAGUUAUUCCUUAUUGAUCCUAAAUAUUUAGCCUGGACUCCACCCUUUUACUGAGUUACAGAGUUACUGGAUGAAUAUCUUUGAAGAUUUUACCCUUAAAAUUAAAACAAGUGGUGGUAAGUUUUAAUCUAAUCACUUUGUAGCAAAAUGCAUACAGAAUAAACUCACAUUAUUGUUACAACAUAUGUUAUAAUGUAUUUUCUAUGUACAAUGGUUUACUUUUAUACUAAUUUAGGCAUUUGGACUAGGAUUAAUGGUAUUUUCCUUUACUGAUAGCAUACAAUUACUGAUACCAUUAGUCAUUAGUGUUAAUUUAUUUAUGAAUCAAUCAAAUUUUUUUUUCACAGGUUCUUUAUUGAGUGAAUAUUCUGUAGUAGUGAAAAAUCUUACCUAAUCUUAUGUAGAAAUCAAGUCCAGGACAAGCUCUUAUUUAUCAAAUAUAAUUAUUAUAAUAAAACUGCAGACUGUUUUAAGAAAUAAUAUUUGUUCAGAGUCCAUAAAUAUAAUUAAGGAAUACUGUGUUUAUCAGCCUGUGUUAUGUGAUGAUUAUAACAAAGAUAUAUAAAAAUGCCGGUACAUGGGAAAAAAUAGAUCACAUUAGUGAGGAAUGGAUUGUAUUUGACAUUAAUAUCAAAUUAGCAUUAUUGUACUGAAACAUUUAAUUUUUUUAAAACUUUAACGUCAGCGAAUACCGCUAUUUUAAAAUAAAAGAAAAAAACCAUUGACUCUUGUUUUGAGCUAUUUAUAUAUUCAUUAAAGUUUACUUAGUUAUCUUUUACUCAAGAAUUAUUAAGAAAUAUAUUUAAUAUACAAAUCUAAAAGCUAUGAGGCCCAUUUUUUAAAAUAUAUUUCAUACAAAACAUAAUUUUAAUUAAAAGAAAAAUUAUAGAGCAUUUUUUUAGGAAAAAAAGACAAAAUAUAGGUCUGGCUAAAAUGUUGACAACUUUUUGAUUGUUCAUAGAAUUUUUGUCAUGUUUGACUAUGAAUUGUAUUAGAUGAUGAAGUAUUUUAUUUAAAUAAAUUUUAAAUCUUUUAUAACAGGGAUUUUUUUUUUCCUUCAUACUGUGUGAAAACUUUGUCAAAACUUUGCAUAAAUUGAAAAGAAAUAAUUCUCCAAUAAUGUUUGAAUUAUUUUUAAUAACUAAGAAAAUAAAAUAUACAAAAAAUAUCUAAUGAUAGCUGAGUCAAAGAUGAACAAGUUAAUAUAUUUAACUGAUCAGAUCAGAGCUAUUUCAGAUCAGUUAAUUAAUUAUUUUAAAAAAUCACCUUAAGAUUUUUAAGAAAUGUGAAAAAAACGUCAGACUAGAGCAUAUGUGGCUCUGGGUUGACUAGGCUUCACCAGUGUUCCCUUUCCGAAAUUUUAUCAAAAAGGGGGGGGGGGAAAUUUCUGUCGGCCAGGAAGGAGGAAUGACAUAUUUCUGCGCCAAAAUUUGGCUUAAUGUUGCACGGAGUCAGUUCUGACUUCAUCGUCGCAACCACUAUGCUGUUUUGUAGAAAAGGUCUUUUGAUUUUAUGGCUAUAAAAAACUGAAUAUUAUAUAAUAAAUGUUAUAGAAAUGGCACACUUACCCAGAGAAGAAAGGAUAUAUUUACAAAUGGCAAGAAAUAUGUAUAUGUCUGUUAUUAAUUAAUCUAUUUAAAAUUGAAGCAGUAAAAAAAAUUUAAAAAAUCAGAAAGUUUUUGGAUUUGCAAAAUACUAUAAAUUCUUUAGAUAAAAUACAAAUAAAUGACAUGAUGGUAAAUUAAAAAUCAAACAUUUUUUAUUUAAUUAAACACAUUUCAUCUUACACAAAGAUAAAACAAAAAGAACAAAAAUCAAUUAUUUUUUAAAAAAUUUGAUGAAUUUUCCUAAAAUUAGUGCCAAAAAAUUAAUUUACAAAUCGAAAAACUUAUGAUUUGUAGGAUUUCGGGAAGCUUGGUAAAUCUGGUAUCAAAUAAUCAUCAUGCAGGAAAAUCUGAAUAACAUCCAUCAAUCGCAUUUCAAAUUUGUUUGAUGCACACAUCUAAGAUAUAAAGCUCAAUGAGAUUAUAUAAGUAAAUGAGUCGAUCAAUCACAAGGAAGCCUAACGAUUGAUCUCAACUAAAUUUGACAAAGCCAUUCCUCCUGACAUACAGAUGGUUCCUGGAAAGUUUGGUCUUAAUCUCCUUAUCCCAAAAGCUAAAAUGUAAAAAUACGUAAAAUGCAAAGGGUGAAAAAAUAAAUGUUAUUUUCAUACUGAAUGGCUACCAGGGAUGUUUAAGUUAAGUUAUUUUUGGCGUGCGCAUUUUUCAAAAAGCCUUUAUUUAGAAUUGCCCGCUUUCAAAAAUCUAUUCAAGGAAUUUAUCGGUGCUCUUUUGUUUGGUGCUUGCAUAUUUUAAAAAAAUCAAUCUUUAUUCUAUGUUUUAAAAAAAAAAUAGGACAUCAGAAUUACAAAUGGGUGUUAAAUAUAUAGAAUUUAUUUUACUUAUGAUAUCCACAGUUAUACAAGAAGGCUUCCGUUAAAAUGCAAGCUUCUAGUCAAUUGUUACAUCAUUAUCAAACUUGGUAAACAUAACUUUCAUAAUGCCUUUUUUAAUAUCGGUGCUCUUCAAAUAAUAAUAUGCACAUUUUUUUGUAAAAGUUGUAUGGAGGGGGUCGACUUGUUAUUUUAAAUAAAAUGCUUCAUCUUAGGUAUUUGCAGCUGAAAUUUAAGGACACUUGUUUUUUAAAAAAAGGUAUGUUCGUUAUCCAAACUAUACUACUCACUGCUAUAAAGCAUUAAUGAUUAAGUCCUCUUGAAGCCCAGGGCCCAAAUAGUAAAAAAUUAAACAGCAACAUUUAUUAGCUAGUUCCUUUAAAUUGUAAUGGGAUGAAUUUGAAAAAUUAACUUGAAUAUUUUUAUUUGAAUGAUUUUGUUAGUGUACCUAUCUUAGGGAUAACUAAAUCACCCUAUUUUAUGGAGAUUCUUGAUGUAUGAUUAAAUGUCAAAACUUCAGCAAAAAGUGUCCUACAUUGAAUUUUGCUAUAUUAUUAAACCAAAUUUAAAUGAUGUGCUCUUUAUAUCUAGAGUCUGUGUUAGUUUUAAAAUAAUAUAAUAUAGGACCCCGUACACCGACUAAAAAUGGAAAUUGUGGAAUUGAUUUGAGUGAAAAAUAACUCCAAAUUUCUAGAAAAUGUUCACUCGACAUGCCAUAAAAACGUUAUUUAUAUUUGUUCCUGUGGAAAAAAGUGAAAAGAAUCUUGAAGGCAUUUAUUUUACACUAGGUCCACUCAUCACGUUUUUCCUUGAACCCAAAAUAAAGCAUUAAAUCAUGAAAACUGUUUCAGUAAAAAUAAUUUUAACACAUUUUUCAAUAUUAAUCUUUUUUUUUCAGAGAUGAUGCAGUGAAAGGUGAUAUGACGAUGUAAUGAUCUCUGCACAAUAUGUCAAUCGCUACAGAACUUAUUCAUCAUCAAGCAGAUGUAAAUACAAAGGACAACGACGGAUGGACGCCCUUGAUGAUUGCAUCUGAACUGGGAAAUCAUGAGCAGGUUGAACUUUUACUUAAAUCUAAUGCAGAGGUCGAUGUGAAAAAUAAGAUCGGGUGGACUGCAUUGGCGAUAGCAUCGCAAUAUGGUCAUGAUGACGUCAUAAAGAAGCUACUUGACAAUGGAGCGAACGUCAAUGAGAAAAUCAUUGAUGGGUGGACGAAUCUCAUGAUAGCUUUACUCAACAAAAGAACUUCAUCUGCUCAAACUCUUAUUUCACGUGGAGCUAAUGUCAAUGAAAAAAAUCUGUAUUUAUCGACAGCUUUAAUUAUUGCGGCAGAAAAUGGACUUGGACAGAUUUCGGAACUACUUGUUGGACAGGGGGCAAAAGUAAACAAGAAAAAUGUAUUUGGUUGGACAGCUUUGAUGAAAGCUUCACAGAAUGGUCAUUCCGAUAUCGUUCAAUUCCUUGUCAAAAAUGGAGCAAUAGUUGAUGCUAAAAAUGUUGAUGACCUUACGGCGUUAAUGAUUGCCUCUCGGAAUGGUCAUUUGAAUGCAGUUCAAGUACUUGUAGAUCAUGGAGCAGAUGUGAAGGAAAGAAAUAGAAUCGGUUUGACAGCUUUAGUUGUAGCUUCUCAUUUUGGACAUACCAAUGUUGUAGAGUUUAUGAUUAAUCAAGACAAAAAUGACACUGAGCAACAGAAGACUUUGUCAUGUGCUUUGAUCUUUGCAUUAAGAAACAGACAUUUAAACACUGUUCAUUUAUUAAUUCAUAGAGGUGCCAGUGUUAAUUGUGUACAGAGAACAGGAAUCUCCGCACUGCUGAACGUGGUGAGAUCUGAGCUGACAGACGCUGGGGAGCUACAUACAGAAACAGAGACGAGCCACGUCUUGGUAAAAAAUGAAGGAUGCUGCAUGUAUCUACAUAGGUUUGAUAACGAGUUACUAGCUGCUGUACGUAGAAUACAUGAUAACGUUAUUUUGCAGGACACCAUCAUGGCUAUAAAUGCUUCAGAUGACAAAUUAAAGAGAAAAAAUAGUUUGUUGCAAAAUAAUGAAGGGUUAGUAUUCAUUUUAUUUACUGAAACUUAAGUUAGUCUUAAUUUAAUCACAGAAAAAAAUAAGGGCAACAACUGUAAAAUUUUUAAAAUGUGCAUAAGCAUUAAGUAUCGCUUUCGCUCUUAUCAAAUUUCUUUUUUUUUUGAGUUAUAGAAGAGUAGCUCACUUUCUUUCUCCUUAAAUUAUAAUAAAAGUCAUAUGAAUUAAAAGUACUGGAAUACAUCAUAUGAAAUGGCAUAUUUAUAAUUUAAAUUCUGUAUUUAAAGUCAAUACAGUAAUUAUAGGUUACCUCACAAAUUCAAAGACCUGAUCUUUCCCUCGGAUUUUAAAGUAGGUCAAACUAUUAAUAGAAAACCCCAACAAAUUUGAUUUUAGACAAUAAAAUGCCCAAAGAAAUAAAUAACGUUCAGAAUGCAUUUCAUAAGACUGUAAGACAAACUUAUUUUUAUGGUAGCUUAUUCAAUUCCCUCCAAAAUUCUGCUUUUGUAUUCCAAAUUAGUUGAUUGGUCUUAUUUUUUACCCAGUGUUGGCCUCCUCCUAGGAUACGCUUACUAACUAGACUACCAAUUAUACUAAACACUCAAAAGUUGUACGAGUUAAUUAUUAAAACUAAAUAUAAUCUAACUUAAUGCUCGUCAUGGUCAUACGAAUACAGUUUUUUUUUUAAAAUAUAAACUAAAAUUUUCUUUAUUAAAAUUUUAUGACAGAAAUUAUAUUAUAAUCAUUUAUGUAUACAGCCAAGCCUGUUCAAAUCAAGAGAUCAACAUUCACCAUCACCAUUAUCACAUAAAGGAUGUGACUUAUUUGGCUACUGAUGGAGGCAAAAUCAAGGUAGCGGGUGCAACCAGCAUCCACCAACAGCAGAAGAGAAUCCAACGGUUCAUUCAAAGAAGCUCGACUAAAACAGCCGAGUACAUUAGGAAGCAGCUGUAUGUUUAAAAGAAAGGUGACAAAUAAUAACUCUAUAUUAAAUUUAAAUAGAAUUUUUAAAAAUUAAAUUUUGAAUGGAUCACCAAUCAUUUUAAUUCUUUAUGAGGGAAGUGUGUGUUCGUUGUCGGUUGCAGGAAGGAAUGUUAAAAUAUAUCAGAUCUGUGACUUAAGCUAACGUACACAAGAAAAGAUAAAUGUAGAUGCGAAAAUAAACAACGUAAAUUUUAAUUUGAUAUUGUUUGAAGUCAUGUGUAUUACAUGAAUUUAAAUUUAAUUACGCAAUAUUAACAAAGCAAUGGAACAACAAAUACAAUAAAAGACACUAAAAAAACCCAGAUUUUUUGGGGCUUUCCUGACAAAUUAUGUAAUUAUGAAUUUUUAAUUGUAAUACUAAGCCGAUAAUUUAAAAUAAUAAGAAGAAUAUCAUAACAUUCAAAUUCCCUUAAUAUACUUAAAAUAUUUUUUAAUUGUCAUUUUAAGGGUAAUAUAUAUAUAUAUAUAUCAUCAUCAUGUCCCUUAGUCCUUGGACCGUUGGGGCGCCACAGAUGACAUGUGAACGAUCCUCCUCCAUUCCCUCGUCUUCAGCACUAUGCACUAUAUUGCCCAGUGUUAGUCCUGUCCACUCUUUGAUGUUAUCCUACCAUCUUUUUCUUUGCCUUCCUCUUAUUCUCCCAGAUGCCAAAAAUUUAUAUAUAUUCUAAAACACUUCUGAGUGGGUUGCAUUGGCUGCCGGUUUGUGCUCGCAUAGAGUACAAAAUUGCAACUCUGUGCUACCGCUGCUUGCAUGACCUGGUACUGUCCUAGGAUGGGUGGAUGGGUAGAUGGAUAGAGAGAGAGAGAGAGAGGCAGGCAGGCAGGCAGGCAGGCAGGCAGACAGGUAGAUGAAUAUAUAGAUAGGUAGAUGAAUAUAUAGAUAGGUAGAUGAAUAGAUAGGUAGAUAGAUAGGUAGAUAGAUAUGUGGAUAGGUAGAUAGAUGGAUGGAUGGAUUGAUCGAUGGUUGUAUGGAUGGAUGGAUUGACGGACAGGUGGGCGGAUGGAUGGAUGGAUGGAUUGGAUGAAUGGAUGAUAGACAGAACUCUUAUUUGAAUAGUUGCUCCUAUACCAUUCAUAAAACUUUUGUGAGUUGUUGCGCAUGCGCCCGUAAAUUUUUCUGAAUUACUAGAAUAAAUGAACCGAUGUUAUCGGAAUAAUAAUGGUAGAUCCUAUGCGUUAAUUUCUAACUGCUAUUGCAAAAACUCAUCACAAUUCAUAACUUUAAAAAUGUAAUGAUAUUUACGUUUCUAACAUCAUUACGUUUUGAGAAGUAUUUAUCUGAUAUAUAUUAUAGGCGUACCCUACUCCUUUUCAUGCUCCUAAACUACUUUUUUCCCCCUCUAAACAUGACCUUAAUAUGCACAGUCUAAAUUAUUACUAAUUAUAUCACUUUUGUCACUAAAGAAGUUAAUUGAGGGACAAUUGCUACGUUAGAGAAAUACUUUAGAUUUACCCCUUUUCGUGCCCUUGAAUUACAACUUAUGUUCUCUAAAAAUUGUUAAAACACUUGCCUUAAAUUUACACCAAAAACUCUAUAUUUAUUUAUUUAUUUAUUUAGGCAUUUUUGUUUAGCGCUUACCUUACAGCUCUAAGCGCUUUACAAUUAUUAAAAAUAUGUAAACUAUAAAUUGCUAAAGUAAAAUAAAAAUGAAAAACCAGAGACAUUAGAAUAGUAACAACCAUGUGAAAAAUAAUAAUAUUUUAUAUUAUAGGAAUUCGAUAUAUAUUGAUAUCUUCAGCAAAAAUUUAAACAUAUUUUUUGCCUUUGUUAAAAAAAAUUAUAUAUUAUCAGAAAAUCGUAAAACAAUUUUUUUAUCUAAAGAAGGAUCGCACAACCCUUUUUCACGUCUAGAACAGAUUUUAGUGCUGUUGCUUUUUAUGUUAAUCUCAUCAAAUACAAAUCUCUUUACUUUUUGCAAAAUAAAAACAAAAAUAUAUUUUAAUUUUUUGAAAGUAAAUAUUAACCCAUCUCUAUUUUUCAAAAUUAAUUUUUCAAAUGUGUAAAAUGAUUGGGUUUUGAUAUUCAUGAUUAUAAUUAUAUAAAUGUACCCAAGAUUUGUUAAUGCCAUUGAUCUUCUUAUUUGGUAAACAUACGUAUAUUUGUAAAAAAGAGAGAAUAACAUCUCUUUUUUCACAUAUGUAAUACCAUAAGAGUUAACUAUAUUGUCAUCAAUGUAAAAAUGUACACAUCCUAUUCCCUACCUCCGAAAUGUUUGUCGUCAAGAAGGUUAAUUAUUUAUCAAAUUAAUUCCUUUAUUUUGAGACGUAUCCUUGUGCUGCCUGGGGCAAAGUAACUAACCCCUAACCCACCCAGGUUUAAAUAAAUUUAGAAAAAUGUUCUACCCGAUUAUUUUAUUUGAAUUGAUUUGAUAUUUAUAUCGCGCUGCUAUCCAUGCCACUUUAGCUUGCUCACUGCGCUCUGAUCCUCCGAAAUCUAUUGAAAUAAAAAAGUUUUUAAUCUUUUCUUAAACGAUUUUUUAUCAUUUACAAUUCCCCUCAAAGAUUUAGGUAAACUGUUCCAUAAUUUUGGCGCUAUCGUUUCAAAAGAACGCACUACGUAAGACUUUUUUCUGUGUUUAUCCACUCUAGCAACACUCAGUAAGUACUGUAUUGAAGACCGCAGGCUCUUUAGAGGUACAUGUUUAUAAAUCAGUUCCUUGAGAUAUUCUGGUGCUGAGCCAUCUAUGCAGCUGUACGCCAGGGACAGAAUUUUGUAAACAAUGUAGUCCCUUCCCUACCCAAACUAAAAUAAUUUGCACUUCAUAUGGUUCAUUCUUUUUUGCUUUAGUUAUAGGUGGAUUAGUCAAUGCUAUUUGGCUAUGGAGUUGCGCUCCACUGUUUGGAGUUGCGCUCCACUGUUUUACUUAAACCGCAUUUUCUUAUUAGAAUUAUAUUAUAGGUUAUAUUAUGUUAUAAUUUUAAUAAAUGUAUAGUUUAUUAACAAUUUUAAAAGCAAUCAAUUGUAUUUAUUAAUUUUACUUCUAAGAGGGGAAAAUACAUUAUCAGUUUUGUCACGGGCGAUUAUUAAAGUUAAAGAAACCUAAGAGUUUUGUAGAAAUAAGCUAUUCGCGCUAUAACAUCAUUAGUGUGAUUAUUUAGAACAAAUUAAUUUCAAAUAUUACUUGGCAAUGUUAACAACGCACUAAAAGACGCACUAAAAACUACUGAUGUUUGGGUUUUCCCGAUAAAUGUGAUUACUGUGUAAUUCUUUGAACAAGUUUUUUAUUAUUUUUUUUUUUUCAUAACUUUUAAGCACAUUAAAAAAAUGCUUAAAAUAGUUCCUUAGUUGAUAAUUUUAAUGUAUUUGUAAUUUAAAAUAAUAAUACUUAAAUGUUUACUAAAAUAAAAGCGGAUUUAAAAAAUUGUUUGCGCAUUGAAAUUUUUUCGAUUUCAGUAAAAUAAUAGAAAAUAAUUAUGAUUGUUUUUAGGAAUCCGAACGUACUUAAAUCAUAUCUCCCUUUUGGCGUUAUGUGACUCUAGCUCAUUGUUAUAUAUAUUACAUAAAUUUUACAAUAUUCCUUUUUGUACCCAAGUGCCCUGAAUUAUUUUUUUUCUGUCAUACCAUCAUGAGCUAAUUAUAAUUUUGGUAUUCUUUCCUAUACCAUUCAUCCGAUUGAGAUAAAAGUUUGGUAAAUUGUUGUGUGAAAGCCCGCUAAUUAUUUUUUCUAUUAGGAGCUAUACACAGAUAAUUUCAAACAAAGCUAUGGGUGAAUGGAAAUGAAUAAAAUACACACAAUAUUUCAGUUUGUGUGACAUAAUAAUUAGGUUUCUAAAUUAGUACAACUAUUUUACAAUAUGGUCUUUGGGGCCGGGGGCUUUAUUUUUUUAAAUUUUUAUGUGAGCUACAUAUAUAUAUAUAUAUAUAAUUUCAAACAGAGAUGCUUCAUGGGUGGGUCAAUUGCUACAAUUGUGUGGACUAAAUUUUGAAAAUCCAUGCUUCUCACGUGGACAGCUGUUUGUUGCCUGUUCAAGCGUCGAAAAACCUUCUAAUAUAUUUUUGUACCCACCAGACGAAAAAGACAAACAAAAUAUUUUAUAUUUAAAAAUUACUUCAAACUGUAAUUACAAAUCAAACACUUGUUUUCUUUAAAUGUCAUUGCAUCGCAUGGCGGGUUCUCGCUAGUAUUUAAUAUAGUUCAUUUGCGUGAAAUAAAGUAGCAUGGGGGAAAGUGUGUAGCAAAAAUUGGGAUUCUUAAAUCUGCGUUACUUGAGGUCGCGUUUUGUCAAGUAACUUUAGUAUAUGGGAAGUUCACGCAUUGUUGUGUCCAAUGAUUGGCGGGCUAUAUCUAGUAUAUAUUUAAUACAUUUAUUAUAUGCAAAAACGUUUACCGAAUCUUUCCAUGGGAGUUGUCCCACCAUCUCAAUGUUUUCAAAAACUUGACUCUUCUUUUCUUGAACAAAGCUUUAAAUAAAACAGACAUAUAUUUUUAUUUUAUUUUUAUGAACUAAAUACUAGUUAAAGUAUAUUCAUGUAUUUUCCAGAAAAAAAAUAAUGUUAUUUAAAAAUAAUUUAAAUAAAAUUCCUUAUUCUUUUUCUUAAACAAAACCAUUUGUUUCCAUUUUUACAUCUUGCCACGAAUCCCUCUAUUGUUUACCUUAAGCGUAAACAUUUCCGCCAUACUCUCUUGUAGGCCUGCCAAGGUGGAUUUUUUUGUUUUUUCAUUUAUGAAGCCAUUUAAGAUCGCUUUGGCUUUGGCGGAAACGUUGACCAUCCGUGUGCCAUGUUGUUGUUUAUUGAGUGUCCUAGUUGUUUCUUGCAACCAGUUGAAGCGGUUGUUGAUCAUUCUUUCUACACGUUUGUCAAUACCAGUCUGUUUCUUUAAGCAUCAUCUGCAGGUUUUCCGUUUUUAAAUCCUUCAUAUUGAUUUCGCUUUUGUUUUUGGGUGGCUGGCAAAAAUCUUCGGAUGGCUAAUUGACCAAUUGAUCGAUUAUGACUUUUUUUAAAUUUAAGGGCCCCAAUUCACAAAUCAUCUCGUUGUAUAUUUUAUCUUGGCCUGGUGCUAUUCGAGAAUUCAAUUUCUUCAUAUUGAACUAAGACUGUGUAAAGAUUUCUUCCUAAAGGGCAAUACUUGCAUAGGGAGCUCUCUCUUUAUACUUUAGGUCUUCUAUAGGAUAGGUUACUGCAGUAGUCUGUGCCUAUUUAUUUCUCUUGGCUGACUUGAUGGCAACUUUCUCUUGGCUGUCUUGAUGGCAACUUUCUCUUGGCUGUCUUGAUGGCAACUUUCUCUUGGCUGACUUGAUGGCAACUUUCUCUUGGCUGUCUUGAUGGCAACUUUCUCUUGGCUGUCUUGAUGGCAACUUUCUCUUGGCUGUCUUGAUGGCAACUUUCUCUUGGCUGUCUUGAUGGCAACUUUCUCUUGGCUGUCUUUAUGGAAACUUUCUCUUGGCUGUCUUGAUGGCAACUUUCUCUUGGCUGACUUGAUGGCAACUUUCUCUUGGCUGUCUUGAUGGCAACUUUCUCUUGUCUGUCUUGAUGGCAACUUUCUCUUGGCUGUCUUGAUGGCACCUUUCUCUUGGCUGUCUUGAUGGCAACUUUCUCUUGGCUGUCUUGAUGGCAACUUUCUCUUGGCUGUCUUGAUGGCAACUUUCUCUUGGCUGUCUUGAUGGCAACUUUCUCUUGGCUGUCUUGAUGGCAACUUUCUCUUGGCUGUCUUGAUGGCAACUUUCUCUUGGCUGUCUUGAUGGCAACUUUCUCUUGGCUGUCUUGAUGGCAACUUUCUCUUGGCUGUCUUGAUGGCAACUUUCUCUUGGCUGUCUUGAUGGCAACUUUCUCUUGGCUGACUUGAUGGCAAAUUUCUCUUGGCUGUCUUGAUGGCAACUUUCUCCUGGCUGUCUUUAUGGCAACUUUCUUUUCGCUGUCUUGAUGGCAACUUUCUCUUCGCUGUCUUGAUGGCAACUUUCUCUUGGCUGUCUUGAUGGCAACUUUCUCUUGGCUGUCUUGAUUGCAACUUUCUCUUGGCUGUCUUUAUGGCAACUUUCUCUUGGCUGUCUUUAUGGCAACUUUCUCUUGGCUGACUUGAUGGCAACUUUCUCUUGGCUGUCUUGAUUGCAACUUUCUCUUGUCUGUCUUGAUGGCAACUUUCUCUUGGCUGUCUUGAUGGCACCUUUCUCUUGGCUGUCUUGAUGGCAAAUUUCUCUUGGCUGUCUUGAUGGCAACUUUCUCUUGGCUGUCUUGAUGGCAACUUUCUCUUGGCUGUCUUGAUGGCAACUUUCUCUUGGCUGUCUUGAUGGCAAUUUUCUCUUGGCUGUCUUGAUGGCAACUUUCUCUUGGCUGACUUGAUGGCAACUUUCUCUUGGCUGUCUUGAUGGCAACUUUCUCUUGGCUGACUUGAUGGCAACUUUCUUUUUCUUUUUACGGCCUCAAAUGUUUAUAGAACCUAAUGCAGCCUGUUAGGACACUGUGAAAAUGGAUAUGUGAUCGCUGCCUAUGCUGUCCAGAACCUCACAAGUAGUAAAUCUGAAAAGAGUAGGGAUAGGUCAGGUCUGCGAAGUGUGUGAUGAGUUCUGUGGACACUGUCUGUUCUGUAUAGUUUUGUAGACUUACGGAGUUUUUUUUUUUUAAUUUUAAGUUUAGUUAAGAUUUAGUAUCCCCAUGAAUGGGAAUGGCCACGAAAAUAACUGUCAAUCACAAGAGUUUUGUGUGCUCUCCAGGUGAGCAGAGUUGCAGUUAUAUGUUGUUGGGCUGUAUGUUUUGAAAACUGUAUUUUUUACCAAGUAUAUGUGUGAUCUGCUCUGUGGGGAUUGCCUUGUGUGAUCUGCUCUGUGGGGAUUGCCUAAACCUCGGCUUAACGGUCUUUUUUAUGUAACCGAUGAUGACCCGACAGUCACUGCAUUUGAAAGUGUGAUGAGUACACACUGUGAUGUGUGAGUCUCUGUUUAGUGUAAAGAUUCUUGUAGUUGUAGUGUAUGUUCUUGUUUCAUGUGCAUGAUGUGAGAGAUAUCUACUUUUGUAUAUAAAGCAAAUGUUAAUUUUAACUUGAAAUAUGAUCCCAAGUUAAAAGAUAUUUUAUAGUUUCAAUUCUAUUCAUAUUCCGUAAAAUUACAAUUUAUAAAUAAUUUCAGCAUUUAUUACACUACUUAUAACUUCUACAAUUUAUGUGUAUCCCACUUCAUCACAGCUAUUUAAAUGUUAAACUCAAAAACAUUUGAUUAUAAUUAUAUAUUUCAUUUUAUACCAUUUCAGAUCAAGUUACAAUCACUGAAAAUCAUUGAUGCAGCUGAUCUAUCUAAAUCUAAGUUGACAAUACAAAUGUGCAUGUUUAAAAUACUUGCAAAGUCCUGGCAUCGAAGGAAACUUUUUCACAAUUACAAUACGGCUAUUUCGAAAUGGACGACAGACACUUUCAACCCAUUUUUACAAUAGACAUCGAAAUGUGUGAUGAAGUUUCUGGAAAUUUUGAAAAUAUCUCAAGAUAUGAUACAGAGAAGAAAGAGCCAGUGCUAUUUGAAGAGAGUGAAAAUCUUUUUGUCAUUGAAAGGAAAUGCAAUGGUCAGACAUCUCUUAUGAAUGCUGCCUUUAAUGGUAAUUCAGAUUUAGUUAUUGAGCUAAUAGAAAAGGGAGCUAAUAUUCAGGAAAAUGACUUUAUUGGCAGAACAUCGCUGUGUUACGCAGCUUAUAACGGUCAUCCGCAUGUAGCCAUUUUGCUGUUAGAAAAGGGAGCAAAUAUUCAUGAAAAAGACCAUUUUGGCAGAACACCGUUGAUGUACGCAUCAUACAAUGGACAUUUAGAUGUUUCUAUUGUGCUACUAGAAAAUGGAGCAAAUGUUAAUGACAUAGACAGCAAUGGACGGUCAUCGUUGAUGUAUGCGUCAGCUACUGGACAACAAAAAAAUUGCAAAUUACUUCUUGAAAAUGGUAUAGAUGUAAAUGGUACUGACAACGAAGGCUGGACAGCACUGACAAUAGCCUUACAAUUCAACAAGAUAGAAACAGCAAAACUGUUAUUUCAUUAUGGGGCUAGUGUCAACCACAAGUUUAAAAAUGGCUUAACUCCCUUGAUGUACUUUACAGUAAGUAAUCAAAAGGAAAGCGUAAUUUGGCUUUUAGAAACAAGGGCAGCAACUCAAGAAACAACCAGCGAAAUAAAAAAAGCUUCAAUAUCAGAAAAAAAUAAUAGCCAACACGAUGAUAACUUGCAAAUACUUAUAGAAAGUGGGGCAUGUGUCAAUGUCACAGACGAUGAUGGUUGGACAGCUUUGAUGUACGCAUCUCAAGAUGGUCACACAGACAUAGCGUCUUUUUUAAUAAACAGUGGAAGUAACAUCAAUCACAAAGAAAAUGAAGGAUGGAGCUCUCUAAUGAUAUCUGUACUGAAUGGUCACACAGAUAUUGUCAAGUUACUUAUUGAACAUGGAGCUGACGUUAAUGGAUGUGAUAACGAUGGCCUGACUGCAUUGAUGAUUGCAUCACAGUUUGACAAACACGAUAUCGUAAAAUUUGAGAGAGAUGCAAAUGUUAAUGAACAAGAAAAUUCAGAUUGUUCAGCAGGGAACGUUACAUCUCAGGUUUAUCUUAGGCAACUUGUUCUCUUAUUAAUUGAGAAAGGUGCAAAUGUUAACGACAAAGACAAUUUAGGUUGCACUGCUUUGAUGUUUGCAUCUCAGCGUGGCAAUUAUGACAUUGUUGCAUUGCUAAUUGAGAAUGGUGCAAAUGUAAAUUGUCAAGACAAGUCAGGAUUCAGUGCACUAAUGCUAGCAUCACAAUAUGGAUAUACACAAAAUGCUCGUUUAAUUAUUGAUUCUGGAGCUGAUAUCAAUGCCACAGAUAAUGUCAACUGGACAUCACUUAUGUUUUCUGCACAGAAUGGACAUACUGAGAUAAUUGCAUUACUCAUUGACAAAGGAGCCGACAUUAUGAAAUCAAAUAGUAAUGGAAGGACUGCCCUGAUGAUAGCAGCAGACCAUGAACACAAUGAGAUCAUUAAUCUGCUGAUAGAAAGGGGAAGUAAUGUCAACACAAAAGACAAAGAUGGCAGAUCUCCUUUAAUGUUUGCGAUGAAAAAACUACAAACUCAUCUUAACGCAUAUGUUUCUGAAAAGUAUUAUGUGAUAAGGAAUGACGACACAAAGACUCCGAUCAAUGAUUUACAAACUGACUUCGAAGAAGAGGCUCAUAACCACUGGCAAGGGAAGGGCAGUGAUCAUGAACAUCAUGAUGUUGAAAUUAACGAUCUAAUCAUAGCAGCAGGAAUUAGUACUAAAGAUGUCAUGGAUAUAAUCAUAAAUAAGAAGGUUCAUGUCAACUCUCAAGACUCAUGUGGUCGGACAGCCUUGAUGGUGGCAUCACGAGAAGGGCACAUCAACACGGCCUACAUGCUGCUUAUAUAUGGUGCAGACAUACAUAUAAAGGACGAAAAUGGGAUGACUGCUUUGUUGUUUGCAUCCAGGGAAAAUAAAACACGAAUUGUGUCUUUAAUGAUUCAAAAGGGUGUCAAUGUCAAUGAAAGAGACAAUGAUGGUUGGACAGCUUUGAUGUUCGCAUCUCAAAAUGGUCACAGAGAUAUUGCGUCUUUGUUAGUAAACAGUGGCUGUAACAUCAAUCACAAAGAAAAUGAAGGAUGGAGCUCUCUAAUUAUAUCUGUACUCAAUGGUCACACAGAUAUUGUCAAGUUACUUAUUGAACAUGGAGCUGACGUUAAUGAAUAUGAUAACGAUGGCCUGACUGCACUGAUGAUUGCAUCACAGAUUUACAAACACGAUAUCGUAAAAAUUGAGAAAGAUGCCAAUGUCAAUGAACAAGACCCUUCAGAUUGUGCAGCAGAGACCGUUGCAUCUCAGGGUGAUCUUAGGAAACUUGUUUUACUGUUAAUUGAGAAAGGUGCAAAUGUUAAUGACAAAGACAAUUCAGGUUGCACUGCUCUAAUGUUUGCAUCUCAGGCCGGCCAUUUUGAGAUUGUUGCAUUGUUAAUUGAGAAAGGUGCAAAUGUUAAUGACAAAGACACUUUAGGUUGCACUGCUCUAAUGUUUGCAUCUCAGAAUGACAAUUGUGACAUUGUUGCAUUGUUAAUUGAGAAAGGUGCAAAUGUUAAUGAAAAAGACAUGUCAGGUUGCACUGCUUUAAUGCUAGCAUCACAAAAUGGACAUACACAAUCUGUUAUUUUACUACUCAAUCAUGGAGCUAACAUUAAUACCACGGAUAACGACAACCGGACAGCACUCAUGUUUUCGGCGCAGAAUGGCCACACGGAAAAUCUUGGAAUAAUGCUUAGUUUUGGAGCCGACAUUUCUGUGAAAGAUAAUCUUGGACAUACAGCUCUUCUAUUCGCAACACGGCAUGGACAUUCUAAAACUGCAGCUUUGUUAACAAGUAGUAGAUCAAACUUAUAUUAUAAGAACAAAGAGGAUGAAAUAUCCAUUUUGACGGUAUCUACUCAAAGUUGUACAGAGACUUCCCAACCUUAAUGGAUAAUAUAUUUAAAUUUAAUUGUUCGAUGUUGAUGAUGACAUUAGAAGUAGGUCAAAGAAAAACCGCCAAAUUCCUAAUUAAUUACCUACUGGAUGUUCCCCUGGAGAACGACUGUGAUUUGACUCCGCUGACGAAUGCGUCAGCAAUGAGACAUUUGGAAACUAUCUCACUCUGGCUAGAGAAGCAAAGGAGCAAAUGUUAAUCAGAAAACGCUUACUGGCUGGACAGCGUUAAUGUCUUCAUCUGUUAAAGGCCAUACAGAAAUAGUCGCUUACUUGAUUGAACACGGAGCAAAUGUCAAUGAUGCGAAUAACAAAGCUUACACUGCUCUGAUUUGUGCUUCAGAAGGAGGUCAUGAUGCAGCUACUGAUGAGACAUGGAAGAUCAUUAAUCAGAAAACCAUCAAUAGUUGAACAGCUUUAAUGUUGGCAUUUGAUGGAGGCCUUUUGCUUUGUCAAAAUAUAAGGAAUGUUGAUGAGAAAAAUGGUCUCUGAUGGACUACCUUGAUGUGUACAUCAGAUGGAGGCCAUUGGGAAGUGGCCAGAUUUCUGUUGGAAAUAGGAGCUAAUGUUAAUGAGAAAAAUAAUAAUGGUGGAACUGCUCUCAUGUACGCAUCAUAAAAUGGAUAUACAGAAGUAGUGAUAAAACACAGUGCGAAUGUUAAUAUAAAAAAUGAUGACGGCGAAAGUCCGUUAUUCCUGGCGUCUAUGAAGGGACAAACAGCUUCACAUUGUUGAAAUACUUUUACAAACUGAGUAAAUCUCAGAGAGAAAAGUAACCACGGAGAAACUCCUCUGAAAACGGCAUCGAACUGGGGACACAUUAAUACUGUGGCGAUGCUCAUUCACAAAGGGGCUGAUUUUUAAUGAUAAAAGUAUAGAUGUUUUGGCUGCUUUGCAUCUUGAAUUGCGUCGUGGACACAGAGGUGUUGUCAAAUUUUUUAUGAGUAGCUGAGCAAAUGUUGACGCAAAAACUAAUCAAGGCAGAACUUGUUUAAUGGCCGCCGCUAAUGAAGGACAUCCAGAAACAGCUUAACUUCUGAUUGAAUUCCGAUUUGACGUAAAUGAAAAAAAUCAUAAGGGCUCGACUGCAUUAGUACUGACAUCGAGUAAUGGAUAUGCAGAAACAGUAGGAUUGCUCUUGGAUUACGGUGCAAUGGUCAAUGAAAUGAAUAAUGAUGGAUGCACUGCAUUAAUGUAUGCGGCAGACAGAGGUCACAUAGAAACGGUCGAAAUGCUUAUUGACAAGGGAGCUGACAUAAAUCGCGCAAGUUAUAAUGGAAGUACUCCAUUAAUGUAUGCAGCAUUAAGAGGUCACGUAGAUACAGUCAUGCUGUUGGUUGAAAAAGGAGCGGAUGUGAACAAGAAAAACAUUGAUGGAUCGACUGCACAUUGGCUUGCGUUGAAAACAGGUCACAAAGAUAUAGCCGCCUUGCUGCUUCAGUAUGGGGAUGACGUGCAUGUACAGCCUUUGUAGAUCUUCGUAUCUACACAUUGUCAUAGAAUAACAAUCGAUUUCACCCAGUACAGGUUGACAGCGGUGGUGACGUUGAUAAAAGCAAUCAUUAUCCUUGACAUGCUGCUGAAAUUUCGGCCUUGCAUGGCCACAAGCAUUGACGAACACGCAAUGUGGAGUAGCUUGAGUUUGUGACAUCUUUGGAGUUCCUUCACUUUUGCCAUUAGUAACUCAUGAAAAGCGCUAAAGGUACAGAACACAUAGUUAAAAUUAUUUGAACGGAAAGUAAACUAGCAGCACACUGUUAAGGAUUUGAAUCUAUAGUGUGAUUGCGUGUUGUUUGGAGAGUAUUUCAGGAGAUGUUGUUAUUAAAUGUUUGAUAUCUUGUGACAUAUUGCGCGAAAGGGAUAUAUGACGUAUUAUUAUUGUAGAGUGUGGUAUUGAAAGUAAUGGCAGUUGAAGGUGUAGCUUAGUUGUAUAGAAAAGAUAUUUUAUUGUAAGAAUAUGUAGCUUGUGUAGUGAAUAAAUUAAACUCGUAGACAGAACGAAGCCAUCGAACCCCUGGGAAGAAUCGGGUUGGUAACACACACAUAAAGGCCAAGUGGGGGGGGGGGACUUCUAUACUACGUGCAGUCCUGCUGAAUAUUAAAAAAAGACUAUCAAUGUUUUCAUGAGUGCUAACAUGCUUAGCCAUGAUACGUAAUCAUGCAUUUGUUACUUUCACUUAUGCAUGACUUCAUGCAAAGUUUACAACCUUGCCCAUGGACAUGAAUUGAUCUCUUCUAUAGAAUGAUAUCAUGUUACUUUCUUUGAAAAAGUGAGGGGGUAACCCAGGAGGACCAGACGACCAAAUGAAAAGAACGAUUGAGGAUG
Messenger RNA from Lymnaea stagnalis (great pond snail), 30567 nucleotides. The record is from the annotation of a GenBank genome assembly. NCBI's taxonomy places the organism in Eukaryota, Metazoa, Mollusca, Gastropoda, Lymnaeidae.